ACGCAACGAACAAGCACAACUCCGAGAGGAGAGAGGUGCGAUCUCCGGCCGGUUCCUAAUAACAUCCUAAUUACCAGACAUGUCGACGACGCCUCGAGGCCGGUCGUCGUCCCGCCGCCGCACGGGGUGUUGCAAGUGCGCUGGCGGCGGCGGCGGGGGCAAGCCCUCCACGCCGUGCUGCUUCAACCCGCUGAGGUCCCUAUUCCGGUGCCCCGGCCGGGGCCGUGGACGCAGCCGCAGCCGCAGCCACAGUCACAGCCGGAACCGGACGGCGCCGUCCAGGGUAUCGGCGGACAUCGGCACCGAGCAGCAAGGCCAGGAGCCGUCAUUCUUCGUCUAUUCCAUGGGCAGCGCCGCGGAGAACAAGAAGAAGAAGCACAGGAAGGCGCGGCUCCCAUCCAUCCGCUCCUGCUUCCGCAGCAAGAAGAAGGAGCGGAAGGCCAGCGCCCGCCGCCAACCCCUCACGCCGGCGCCGUCGAUGGUGACGCACCCGCCGCGCUCCCCGCCUGCGCCGGAGAACACGCCCGCCGUGGCAUCCGGCGUGACGUCGACACAACCGCCUUCGCCUGCGUUUACCGAGACCGGCAACGUUAAUUCGCCGGCGACGUCCGACCGGAGAACUGCGCCGACGGGCCCGGGCAAGCAGCCGUCGACGGACUCGGCGUGGGCACCGUUCCCGCCGCAGAGGCAGCAGCCGAAGCAGCAGGUCGACGGGCUGCAGAUCGUCGAGGUGGCGACGGGCGAGCGGCUGUCCGCGCACGAAGCUGCGCUCAUCGAGAUGGUUGAGAGCUCGACCGACGACUCCGCGGAGUCGUCGAUGAAGUCGUCGCUGGAGUUCAUCAACGAACCGUCGCCUCAGACACCGGUGAAACGGGUGGUGGCGGAUAGGGAGAUGGCGGUGGUGAAGGCCGCGGCCAGGGAGGCACCAAGGCUAUGGCUUAACGGCAAUGCCGCCAAGGCCGGGGCAGGCGCGCGGUUCUCCGAGCCUCUUGUGGUGGCGGAGGCCAAUGAGCUGUGGGCGCACGACAUCGCUUGCAGCCGCGCCCACGCUGCCAUGCUCGCUGACACGGUAAGUUUUUUCACCUGCUCUUUUUCCUUCGAUUCGAGGGAUUUCACCUGCUCUUAG
This is a messenger RNA of Triticum dicoccoides, 1126 nucleotides long. Its product is annotated as serine/arginine repetitive matrix protein 2-like. The transcript has a single exon. Lineage: Eukaryota; Viridiplantae; Streptophyta; Magnoliopsida; Poales; Poaceae. The record is from RefSeq and is a predicted model, not a curated record. Bases 80 to 1126 code for a protein of 348 amino acids.